CGGGAGCUGCCGCCGCCGCUGCAACCAACGUUGCAACCAACGCUUGCAUGAGCAUUUAGCAAAAUCCAGGCAUGGCUGACUCUUUCAGUCAAGAGACAGUUUUGGAUUACCUCCUUCAGCACCGCGGGAAGGUGAGGAAUGCGGAUCUAGUCGCCCAUUUCAGGCUCUUCCUGAGCGACCCCGAGCGGCGGCUGCAGAACCGCGAGCACUUUAAGAAGUUUGUCAACUCGCUGGCCGUGGUGAAGGUGCAAGACGGCGUCAAGUACGUCCUUCUGAGGAAGAGAUAUGUGGAAUUCAUUCCCGAAGAAGAAUCCAGUUCUGGCGACGCGGGGCUCGGGCGUGCAGAUACAGGAGAGAAUGAGGGGAUCUCGCCUGCGGACACCAGGCAGGUUCCGCAUCUACCGAGUGAACCCGGAGCCGAUGUAGGGCUUCAAGGGCUCGGGGCACCGAAAGGGAGCGACAAGAGUCGCCAGUCUCCCAGAAGUUCAACCGGAGCGGUGUCGGACGUGUCCCGGGCUGUUGUACAGGCGGCAAAGGACCGGGCGAAAGGGUUACAAGGUGGAGACCGCGCUUCUGUGGUGAGUCUCACACAACUUGAGGCCAGGGAAGGUCGCGAAAGGGCCAGCGGGGACCAACCCCGGGGUCAAAAGGAUCGCACGACAGCGAACAACAAGGUCGAGGAGUCGGUUGCUCACAAGUCAAAAGUACAGAGGUCUGGAGAUCGUGAAAUAAACUCUGCAGCGAAUGUUUUGUGUACGGGUGAGGCUGCCAGGUUGUUAAACGGUGAAGGCAAUCGCGCCAACAAUUUCGAUGAACCUGUUUUAGGUUCUUCCACAGCCUCGCCUAUCCUUUCUUAUGCCGCCCCGCCUGUUGCUCAACAUAAAGGGAGUGGGAGACCUGCCCAUAAAAAACUUCCCAACUGUAGUGCUGAGAUUAUAUCUGUAAAACCCGUUCCUGAAAAAACAUCGCAUAAAUCUGAACAUAAUUCCUUCGCGAAUUUCGUGGAAGUCAACCCUUCUCAGAGGAUAGAGGGAAUUGCAUCUUCUCCCAGUGAUACAGCAUUGAUCAACCAUCGUGUAAGCCCCUCAUCAUCGAAGAAACACAGCAGCAACGCAAAAAUAUGGCAAGAACAAUCAGCUGGUGGCGACGCUAAGCUAUUUGUAAGUUCAGAAGAAUGUAUCCCAACGAAGCAGGGAAAACUGAAUGAUAGACUACAUGCUGGAAAUGGGCAGCAAAUGGGUAACAGUCAGCAUCGUGAAGGAGAAAACACAUCAGCCAAAAACCAUGCGUCUCCUAAAGUGACCAAGAGCAAGGAGCUUCCUCACAAAAUCCAACCAUUGUCACCAGUCAAUAACCAUCACACUGUUUGUAAAAUGACUGAUGGAAAUUUAUCUCGGAACGCAAGGGAUCGGCCAGAAUGUUUGGUCCAGGCAACGAGCCUCAAGGAGCAGAAAGAAGAGGAACUGUCAGAAGUGAAAGAGCGAUCCGACGAUUCUUCAUUGGUUCCACUUGAUUCUAAAGAGCAUGAAUGGAUAGUGAAAACAUCUGCGGGUAUGUUUGAAGAGGCCUGCGCCUUGUUCUCCGAGGACCCCAGCAUUGGCAUGAAAAAGGAUUUUAUUUCUGGAUAUACAGUACUUCACUGGAUAGCAAAGCAUGGCAACUACCAUGCACUCAGUAAAUUCUUUGGUUGUGCAAGGAAACAGAGAACAAAAUUAAAUGUGGACAUUAAAUCUACAUGUGGGUACACUCCUCUGCACAUAGCCACAAUGUAUGGACAACUAAAAGUCAUUAAAUACUUAGUUAACAAAUAUCAUGCAAAUUUUAAUAUAAGGGACCAUAGUGGCAAAAAACCCUGGCAGUACCUGAAUUGUGAUGCUUCUGCAGAUGUUUUCUACAUGUUGGGUGCUCCUGAAUGUAAGCAAGCAAAGCCUGCACAGAUAAACAGUACAUUUUCAGCAAAGGACAUCAGUAGACAAAAAUCAUCUCCUACUGUUAGUAGAAAAACAUCAUUUUCUGCUCUCCUUAAAUCCCCCCAUCUAAUGCAAAGAUUUAUGCACUUGAGCUCUGAUAAUUUGUUUGCAAUAAGUGAGGAAGAUGACAAAAAUAAAAACUGAAAUACAGCCAAAUCUAAAUAAUUCAGAAUAUCUUAUAUACAAUAUUUACUUGUAUUCAUUACGAUUGUGUUUUAACAAUUUAAUUUAUUCAGAAACCUAUUGUGUUUUGAAACAAACUAAUUUUCUUUAAAUAUUUUAUUAAGUUUUAUCUCCAAAGUCAAGUUUAGACCAUGGAACAAUCAUAAGAAUCAUUGCAUUCAUUAUUAAAUUAAAAUAUAAUAAAUUGUGAAA
Molecule: messenger RNA, 2345 nt
Organism: Amblyraja radiata (thorny skate)
Lineage: Eukaryota; Metazoa; Chordata; Chondrichthyes; Rajiformes; Rajidae
Gene: sowahb
Product: sosondowah ankyrin repeat domain family member B
Exons: 1
Coding region: 72-2114 (680 amino acids)
Molecular function (GO): protein binding
Source: RefSeq, a predicted model, not a curated record